Molecule: messenger RNA, 2019 nt
Organism: Cervus elaphus (red deer)
Lineage: Eukaryota; Metazoa; Chordata; Mammalia; Artiodactyla; Cervidae
Product: collagen alpha-1(I) chain-like
Exons: 4
Coding region: 1-2019 (672 amino acids)
Source: RefSeq, a predicted model, not a curated record
AUGGCUCGAAACGACCCGGGGGAAGCGAGUCAGCCGCCAGGGCGCACCGCGGGAUCUCACCGCCAGAGGCCUCCCAGCACAGGGGCGGUCCCGGGGCACACCCAGAACGACAGACUGGCCUCUCCGGCCCCCCCCCCCCCCGCGGGGGGGAGGGGGCACACCCCUCACGGGGCCUCACGCCCACCGCCAAUCCUACACCCAGAGCCGCAGCCAGCCCGGGAGAACGCUCUCCCGCCGCGUACCAGCGGCCCCCCCAGCCCUCACACGGGCAACCCUGCUGUGCGCGCCAAGGCUCCCCCCCCCUGCCCCGCCUCCCUCUCAGGGCUCCGAGGGCACUGCUCCACCCGGGGACGCCACCGGCCGACGGAGGCCGGGAGACGACACCCACGUGAGGCGAGGCCGGCUCGGUCCCAGACCGCAGGGAGCGGGGGUGGAAGGGGACACAGGCGGUCGCACGCGCGGGACGAGGAGGAAGGCCGGCAGCGGUGGGGAGGGGCCGGCAAGCACGCGCAGCAGGGGUCACGGGACGGGGGCGAGGGCGCCGCCCGGGGACCAGAAAACACCAGGACACAGCCGGGCCACCAGGAAAACCAGCGCGGGAUCCCACCGCCACCCACACACGAGGGCGGUCCCGCAACGCCUGGGACGCCGGCCGUUCCUGGCCAUCCCUGGAGCGGGCCCCACACCCCAGCCCCGCCGCCAGGGCCGGCGUGCCGUCCACCCAACCUUCCUCCAUCCAUCCAUCCAUCCCUUCCUCAACAGAUCCGUCUUCCGUCUAAGCCUGACCCCGAGGCUCAACAUCCUGGGGACACACUCUCGAGCAAGGGCGGCCCCGAACGGGCCCACCACACCGCCACCGGCUGCGGCUCAGGGGCGAGGGCGGGCACGACAGGCUCCUCCUCACCACGGCUGCAGGGCUGGGGGAGCCGGGGCCGACCAGGCAGUCGCACCCCAACGCCCCCCCUUCCCCCUGGGCUCACACCACGGGGCCGGCUGCGCACAACACAGCACACACGGCUCCCCACUCGCCGGACACCCGGCAGGGCCCAGCGGGACCCUCCCCCAACUCAGAGGGGGGAGGCGCGGGCCGCAGUAGGCAACAAGCAGCACACGGCCCCACCGCGGGGCCGGUGCACCCAUCACCCCCCUUCCCCACGGGGGGGGGUUCUGCCCACGUGCUCUGGCAGUCGCCACGGUGGCCACUGCGCACUCAGGAGGGGCAGCGGCUGGGGGGUCCGGUACCCCAAGGCUCCCUCUCGGAUCGCUAGAGAAGGCUUUCUCACCGAGGGCGCACCGUCCCUCACCCGAUCGUCUCUCCUUCGGGCCCACGGAGGCACACCAGGAGCCGCCACUCAACUGGGCGGGAGGGGUCUGCGGCAUAGGGGCAAGGGGGAAAAGACAGGCGAGGGGCCCCGUGGACAGACCGAGAAGAGCGGACACGUUCACUGGGAACACCCGUCCCUCGUCCGGCACGGCUUAGGCCCGGCCCGGGAGAGCACAACCACACCACAUCAAUCAGCUGAGCCAAGGCGAGAGCAGCCAACGACCCCAGGAGGAGAACAGCUGGCACGGAGCCUACAGGGCAGGGGUCGUCCCAGCCGCCACCGGGUGCCCGCAGCGGGGAGCACAGGGCCAAAGACCCACACCGCCUCGCCCCACCACCCUCGGGUCGCCCAGACGCGGCACCACGAGCUGGGUCGGCCAGACACGCCACACAGGAGCCGGCGCACAGGCCCAGGCAGGCGGCUCCAGCGGCAAAGGCAGAACCAGGCGCCAGCUGGCGGCCCACAGGCCCGGAGCCCCGCGUGCAUCCAGAGACCCAAAGCGUACCGGUCCGUCCGAGUCUCCGAACAGGGAUUUGACUUCGACGUGCAUAAAGAAAAAAGAAGAAAGAACCGUCAGCGGGGCGCCUCCAACAAGACGAGCGGGCCCCGACCAGGGCCCACGCCCGGGGCCCAGACCGUCCUACACAGGGCACCCAGGACGGCUCGAGCCGGUCCCCACCCACCUCCUGACUGA